Molecule: messenger RNA, 1182 nt
Organism: Dromiciops gliroides (monito del monte)
Lineage: Eukaryota; Metazoa; Chordata; Mammalia; Microbiotheria; Microbiotheriidae
Gene: FDX2
Product: ferredoxin 2
Exons: 5
Coding region: 145-813 (222 amino acids)
Biological process (GO): P450-containing electron transport chain; positive regulation of oxidoreductase activity
Cellular component (GO): mitochondrion
Molecular function (GO): 2 iron, 2 sulfur cluster binding
Source: RefSeq, a predicted model, not a curated record
CCCAGCUCCAAAAUGCUCGCCCCGACUUUUGCAAGCAACCUGAGUCCAACUGCGCGCCUAUUCUGAGAAUUACGGGUUCCCCACGAGGAUCGGUAGUUGACUGCGCGUGCGUUUGAGGCCUCGCUAGGUCACGUGGCAUCUGUCAUGGCCGCCUCCAUGGCUGGGAGGAGCGUGAACGCCGGGGCGUUGAUACGGGCGGCUGGAGGUAGUCUGUGGCGGGGCCCGGGCUCCCGCAGACCCGAGCUGGGGAGAGUUGUCGCCCAGUCGCUGGUCAGGCCCAGGGACUUCCGGAGCACAGGCCCAUGCCCGGCGGAGGAAGAAAAGCAGCAACCCGACCCGGAACCUCUCCCCGAGGACUUGGUGAACGUGGUUUUCGUGGACCGCUCGGGAAAGCGUAUCCCCGCGAGCGGCCGAGUGGGCGAGGAUGUGUUGCGCCUGGCCCAGCGGCACGGCGUCGAUUUGGAGGGCCACCCAAUCCACUGCCCACCGUCUUCCUGGCUUGUUUUUACCCAGCCUGUUCUGAGGAGGAGGACUUUAGGCCCCCCACAUAUGCCCUUUUCUUCCACAGGAGCCUGUGAGGCCUCCCUGGCCUGUUCUACCUGCCAUGUCUAUGUGAGUGAGGAGCAUUUGGCUGUUUUGCCACCACCUGAUGAAAGGGAGGACGACAUGCUGGACAUGGCUCCACAGCUGCAAGAGAACUCAAGGCUGGGCUGCCAGAUCAUCUUGACCAAGGAGCUUGAGGGUGCUCAGUUCACUCUGCCGAAAAUUACUCGAAACUUCUAUGUGGAUGGCCAUGUCCCCAAACCCCAUUGACAGGGAGGAACAGCCAAGGGGUCUGGAGGCACCUGCAGCUGCUGGACACGUGGGCCUCUUCCUCAAGGCUUGAUAGCUGCCCCAAUUGAGCGUGGGGUUUCUUUAAUGGACAUAGAGCCCAUCUCUUCUCAGGACCUAGCCCCGAUGACCAAAAGCUGGCCAGAUUGUGGAUACCUUGUGCCGGACUAGAGGGGACUCAGGAGAGAGGCCAUGGAGAAGUCUCCCUUUUCUUGGGAGGAAUCUACACUUGUACUUUAGAGGAAAAGGUCCCUCUCUUGCUUCAACCCUAGCAGGGGAGGGGGUGGGGCUCUUGGGCCCCCAAACUGGGGGUGUCUGUUAGAGCCACAAUAAAACACUUUGUUCACCAGA